AUGUCUCGUCUCGUGCUCGUGCUGGGUAACUUGCAGCACAUUUGGCAGCCGAGUUCUGCUUUGCCUUCCGCGCUCGUAAGAUCCACAGACAGCAUGGGAUCCAAUAUGCACCGUGAUUUUCGCCGGGGAUCCCAGGCUCGGGCUUGGCUCAGGCGGGGUGAUGGUCGUGACGGCGAGUACAAGCUACAAAGACGUAAUGCGAUGCCAGGAAAACACCUCUCAAGAUGCCUCGGUAUGGUGUCCGGCAUGGCGUGA
Molecule: messenger RNA, 255 nt
Organism: Sporothrix schenckii 1099-18
Lineage: Eukaryota; Fungi; Ascomycota; Sordariomycetes; Ophiostomatales; Ophiostomataceae
Exons: 1
Coding region: 1-255 (84 amino acids)
Source: RefSeq, a predicted model, not a curated record